AUGGCUUCUGUUCAACAAGUUUCUCUUCUCUUCCUACCUCUCCUUCUCAUUUCUUCCUUCAUUGUUGACCGGUCCUACGCUGCCGGAAUCGCCACCUAUUGGGGCCAACACGGCGAGGAAGGCUCCCUUGCCGAUGCCUGUAACACCGGAAACUACCAGUUCAUUAACAUAGCUUUCUUGUCCACCUUUGGCAAUGGCCAAACCCCACAACUUAACCUUGGCAGCCACUGUGAUCCCGGUGCCAACACCUGCACCGUCUUUAGCUCCCAGAUCAAAGAUUGCCAAGCCAAAGGCAUCAAGGUGCUUCUCUCCCUCGGCGGUGGCUCGGGAACCUACUCUCUUAACUCCGCCGACGAUGCCAAACAGCUCGCUGACUACCUCUGGAGCAACUUCCUCGGAGGAAGUUCCGGCUCACGGCCCCUAGGCGACGCUGUUUUGGACGGCAUCGACUUCGACAUAGAGGGCUCCGGUAAGAGUCAGUACUGGGAGAAUCUAGCCGGAAAUCUGAAGGAGUUGAAUCAGCAGCUGGUUCUCUCCGCCGCACCGCAAUGUGUAUUCCCUGACGAAAAUUUGCGUAAUGCGAUCGACACUGGCUUGUUCAGCUACGUUUGGGUUCAGUUCUACAACAACGGUCAAUGCCAAUAUAAUAACGGAGACGCUAGCGGUCUUUUGAAUGCAUGGAAACAAUGGACGGCGGUGAAAGCCGAGCAGGUGUUCUUGGGCGUUCCGGCGUCGGAGGCGGCGGCCCCAAGCGGCGGGUUUAUUCCAACCAAUGCGAUGAUUUCUCAGGUUCUUCCUGCAAUCAAGACGUCUCCGAAUUACGGUGGAGUCAUGAUCUGGGACAGGUCGUUUGAUCUCAACAGUGGAUAUAGCACCGCCAUUAAGGAUUCGAUAAAUUAGGAAAGUGUUUUGCUUUAGAAUGAGGGGCAGAUUUAUAGUGUUUGUUCCUACGUACUACAGGACUAUGGUGAUUGAAAUAAAAACUUAAUUUGGUGAGUUUUAAAUAAAUAA
Molecule: messenger RNA, 1011 nt
Organism: Neltuma alba
Lineage: Eukaryota; Viridiplantae; Streptophyta; Magnoliopsida; Fabales; Fabaceae
Product: acidic endochitinase-like
Exons: 1
Coding region: 1-900 (299 amino acids)
Biological process (GO): carbohydrate metabolic process
Cellular component (GO): extracellular region
Molecular function (GO): chitinase activity
Source: RefSeq, a predicted model, not a curated record